GGUGGUCCAGUCCCAUAAGAAGCAACUAUUCUACUCUAGAGUGCUUACAUUCUCUUUUCGCUUGCAGUCACUUGGUCUCCUAAAGUCUUGUCUACAAUGGGCAUUUUUUUAAGAUGUUUUCAGGAAGAGGUGAAAUGAACUUUUUGAAGAGAGCAGAAGAUCUCAAUAUAUCUUCAGAGGUCACUUAUGCUGAAGUGAGGUUCAAAAAUGAAUCCAAGUCCUCAGGCAGCCAAUCAGAGCCUCCUGAAGCUUCUAAAGAGAACACCAGCUUUCGCAAAUGUAACUCUGGUUUUCUCAAGCUACCUCUUGUCUUAUUGCUGACAUUUUUGCUGCUAUUUGGAAUUUCAUUUUCUGUCGCUUUUACCAUUUAUUAUCACAAAUAUUCUCACUGUCUUAAAGAAGAAAAGACUAUAAAGGAAAUCAGGUACACAACACUGGAAUGUGUGAAAGAAAACUUGAAGAUGGAAGGGCCUUCUUUCAAGACGGAGCAAGUCUGGAGCUGCUGCCCAAAGAGCUGGAUUUCAUUUAGAUCCCACUGCUACUUUGUUUCUGCUAACAACAGAAACUGGAGUGAGAGUGAGAAGCACUGCUCAGAAAUGAAUGCGCACCUGCUGGUGAUCACCACCAAGGAAGAGGAGGAUUUUAUCACCCAGAAACUACCUGUGAAAAAUGUUUAUUAUAUAGGGCUGUCAGACCCAAAGGGGAAAAGACAAUGGCAAUGGGUUGAUCAGGCACCAUACAACAAGAGUAUAACAUUCUGGCACCCAGGUGAACCCAGUAAUCCUAGUGAGCGUUGUGUUAUCCUAAAUUAUGCAUCAAAACAAUGGGGCUGGAACGAUGUCUAUUGUCAUGGAGCUCAGACUUCAGUUUGCAAGAUGACGAAGAUCUACAUAUGAAAGGAACAUUCUUCAUGAGCAAGUGGUUCUGUUGGUGUCCACUAUUAUAGAGAUAGCUAAUUUGUUCUUUUUAUUCAUGUGUGAGUCUUGUAAAAGAGAUCUCCUUUUCAAUUUUUCAGUAGCCUGUCAUCUAUUCUACUUAUAGAAUCAGUGCACAGAUUCAAUCAUUUAAUCUUUCAUGAAAUGAACAUACAUUGAACAUUUUCCAUGUGUAGAGACUAUACUGGAAAGCCCUGUUGCAGACAAAUGAAGGGAGUGUGAGCCUCCUUUCCUAAUUUUGUCUGAUUGCUAAGGCUUAGAUACUGAUCUAAUUAUAUGAUGUGAUUCCUCCAUCUGUCUGAAUUUUUCUCUUUAUGGGUUAGUCAAAAGCAAAAUAAUCCCAACCGUUACUUUACAUUUCUCUCAGACAGAUUAAUUACCUUUCACUGAAAGCGUAUAAUGUAGCAGUUGGAAUAUAAUACACAUCCAUGGAAGACAAGUUCUAGCUUUGGCCCAGUGGAUUCUUUGGGCUUCUCAGCAUUCUCUGUUCAGUCUUGGCCUGUCGUUUAACAUCAGGGUAGGCAAAGGGAAAUCAGAGAUUGAGCAUUAGAGAUUUAGAAUUAGAGAAUUAGAAUUAGAAAUUAUUACUAGUCAGUUGACAUAGCUUUAUGUUCAUCAGGUAUUCUGGUAAUUUUUCCUUUGCUUCAUUCAGUUUAUAGUUUCUAUGUGUGGGUUGCCACUCAAAUGGCCCUUGAUUUAUUUGCAUUUCCAUUUUUACUAAAGUUCUUACAGAUCAUUUUCUUUCUACUACAAUAUAAAAUAUGCCAUAUUUACAAUAAAGUCUGUAAUUCAUUGCCUUAGUGUGAUAAUUAUAAUUGAUUAUGAUAAAGCUGCUUCUCACCAUGGCUAUCUAUUGAGACCUGGGAUUGGGCCCUGAUUAUCUUGAUGUAACUGAGUAAUUGCAUUUUUCACUUGUUUCCUGACUAUAUCUAAAGCCGAAUUAUUUUUAUACAGAUCUGAUCUUAUCUACUAUAUGUAGAAUUUAUCAGUUUACUUCCCAGAGAACAACUUACGUAAUAAAUCUGGGAGAAUUCUGGGGGAACUUUAUUUAGAAUGAACUUUGCCCACUAUUAUUUCAACAAUAUGGGGAUGGAAUGAAGGAAGGGCAGAAAAAGCCACUUCACUACAUGCCUUUGAUUUUCAGAAUAGACGGUGUGCUUGAACUGCAGCGAAAUGGAGAAUGGUGAUAUUAGUCAGUACUGGAACUUUUCUCUUCCCUUACAUUUUAUGAAUAUGAUUCGGAACUUAUUUUCUUUAAGUUUCCCCAGAGCACCAUUAAAUCAAGAUUGUGUGAAACAGAUUUUAUGUAUUUUUUGUUUAAAGAGUAAAAUAAAAUGACGAAGUAUCCAACUAACUCCAAUUUAUAAAAAGAAUUGUGAAAAAUAAUAAAAUUGUUUCAAGUCAUUAAGUUUUGAGGUGGCUUAUUAUUCAGCAAUGUAUAACUGGAACACUUUUGAAUUACAUUACAGUUUUGAACCAAGAUUCUACAAAAUAAUGAAAGAUGCUCAAUCACAUUGCUGUCUCUAAAAACAUUAGUAAUAAUUUUAAAAUGAGAGUAUGUUAAUUUUACCAUCAGUGAGUAAAAUGCAGAAUUAAAGUGUUCAUUUUUUAUAUCAUUUAAUUCCUAUUCUUAUAUAGUGGGUAUAUUAUAUUACAUCAUAGGUAUGUGGUUUUUAAAUAAAUAAGUGUUCAAAAUUAAGUAUGUGUAUACUAAAUUUUUUUCCUACUAUUAAGGAUAUGUAAUCAAAAAUUGUUUUGAGAUCACUAUUCUAGAAGAUGGGUCUUAAAAUGCUUGAUGAAAGUUUAGGUAAAUGUUCUAUUUAAGUUAAAAGAAAAAGACAGGCUACAUACAGAAAUAUUUGAAGAAAGUAUGUUUGUGUGUUGGUUUAUUUGGCAGAUAUAGUUAAGUCUACAAAUGAAAUAUGUCAGAAUUUUAGCGUCUAUAUUCAUCUUUAUAGUUACUAUUGAAAACAAAUAAACAUGUAAACAAGUAAAUCUACCAAUGCUUCAAGCUCUUUUGGUCCACCUCCCACUUAGUAAAUGGAAGAGAAGGCAGGAACUCUGUGGAAUGUCCGGUACUGGGGAAAGUACUUCUGCCCGUGGGAAUUAAAUUUUUUUUAUUUUUUAAAUUUU
Messenger RNA from Equus quagga, 3068 nucleotides. RefSeq names its product C-type lectin domain family 4 member A (gene CLEC4A). NCBI's taxonomy places the organism in Eukaryota, Metazoa, Chordata, Mammalia, Perissodactyla, Equidae. The record is from RefSeq and is a predicted model, not a curated record. The transcript is spliced from 7 exons. Bases 114 to 896 code for a protein of 260 amino acids.